Molecule: messenger RNA, 433 nt
Organism: Vanessa tameamea
Lineage: Eukaryota; Metazoa; Arthropoda; Insecta; Lepidoptera; Nymphalidae
Gene: Spase12
Product: signal peptidase complex subunit 1
Exons: 1
Coding region: 79-360 (93 amino acids)
Biological process (GO): protein targeting to ER
Cellular component (GO): endoplasmic reticulum membrane; signal peptidase complex
Source: RefSeq, a predicted model, not a curated record
GACGUGUUGUUUGUCUACGUCGCCUUGUCAGUGGUGAAUUUAACUAAACUAAACAAAUCAGUUUUCUUAACUUAUAAAAUGGAUAUUUUUACGUCUAUCCCAACCCAUAUAGAUUACGUUGGACAAGCGAAAGCAGAAAAGCUUUACAGAGCUAUAAUAACAUUAUUCAGCAUCGUCGGUUUUAUUUGGGGUUAUAUUGUACAACAAUUUUCUCAAUCUGUCUACAUUUUGGGUGCAGGAUUUAUACUAGCUGCAAUUUUAACUUUACCACCGUGGCCGAUGUAUCGCAGAAACCCUCUGAAUUGGCAAAAUCCUAGAAAUACUGAUGAAAAAUCAUCUGGCAAGAAAGGAAAAAAGUAACAUGAAGCUUUUAAAUGACGUGUCGCUAUUAUUGAUCUUAUUUGUAAUAAAUAAAUAGCUUUUAAGGUAAAAA